AUGAAAACCAGAUUUACAACUGUGGAUAUCAGGGCAGUCAUUGCCGAAAUCAAUGCCAACUACAUUGGCAUGAGAGUCUACAACGUGUAUGACAUCGACAAUAAGACAUAUCUCAUCCGUCUACAGAAGCCGGACAGUAAAGCUGUUCUCCUGAUUGAGUCUGGAACUCGAAUUCACUCCACAGACUUCGAAUGGCCCAAGAACAUGAUGCCUUCGGGCUUUGCAAUGAAAUGUCGAAAGCACCUGAAGUCGCGCCGGCUGACAGAGGUUAAGCAGCUUGGGAUUGACAGGAUUGUGGACAUUCAGUUUGGCUCAGAUGAGGCUGCCUACCACUUGAUCAUUGAGCUAUACGACAGGGGUAACAUCAUACUUACUGACUAUGAGUACACCAUCCUAAAUCUGCUGAGAUUUCGCACAGCAGAAGCGGAAGACGUUAAGAUUGCUGUGAGGGAACGGUACCCUGUGGAGAAUGCCAGACCGCCUGAACCUGUCAUAUGUUUGGAGCGACUCACUGAAAUCCUAAGCAAAGCACAAGAUGGAGAUCAAGUGAAAAGGGUUUUGAACCCUCACCUCCCCUACGGAGCCACUCUGAUCGAACACAGCUUGAUAGAGGCAGGUCUUGCGGGCUCUGUCAAAAUGGACAGUCAGGUUGAUGCUGCUGAAGUUGCACCUAAAAUCUUGGAAGCCUUGCAAAUUGCAGAAACCUACAUGGAAAAGACGGAGAACUUUAGUGGUAAAGGCUACAUAAUACAAAAGAGUGAGAAGAAACCUAGUCUGGCUCCGGGCAAACCCAGUGAAGAACUGCUCACAUAUGAUGAAUUCCAUCCUUUCCUCUUUGCCCAGCACACAAAGAGCCCUUAUUUGGAGUUUGAUACUUUUGACAAAGCUGUGGAUGAGUUCUUUUCUAAGAUGGAGAGUCAGAAAAUUGACAUGAAGGCCUUGCAUCAGGAAAAACAGGCUCUGAAGAAGUUGGAAAAUGUUAAAAAGGACCACGUGCAGAGACUUGAGGCCUUACACCAAGCACAGGCGGUGGACAGAAUAAAGGGUGAACUUGUGGAGAUGAACCUGCCUAUAGUCGAGAGGGCACUACAGGUGGUGCGGAGCGCCCUGGCCAACCAGGUGGACUGGACAGAAAUUGGGAUUAUUGUCAAAGAAGCACAAGCCGCUGGGGACCCUGUGGCCUGUGCAAUCAAAGACCUGAAGCUGCAGACCAACCACAUCACCAUGCUUUUAAAGAAUCCCUAUAUUUCUGAAGAUGAACAAGAGACGGAGGAAAAAACACAUGAGGUGGAGGCGAAAGGGAAGAAAAAUAAGAAUAAAGACAAAGGGCAGAGCCAGAAACCUCAAAGGAACAAGCCCCUGUUGGUGGAUGUGGAUCUCAGCCUGUCAGCUUAUGCUAAUGCCAAAAGGUACUAUGACCACAAACGCAGUGCUGAAAAAAAGGAACAGAAAACCAUCGAGGCGGCAGAUAAGGCUAUGAAAUCUGCAGAGAAAAAAACACACCAAACUCUGAAAGAAGUUCAGACAGUGACCACCAUCCAGAAGGCCAGGAAGGUCUACUGGUUUGAGAAGUUCCUGUGGUUCAUCAGCUCAGAGAACUAUCUAGUCAUCGCAGGAAGGGACCAGCAGCAGAAUGAGAUAAUUGUCAAACGGUACCUCCGGGCAGGAGACGUCUACGUUCAUGCGGACCUCCAUGGAGCAACGAGUUGCGUCAUCAAAAACCCGUCAGGGGAGCCCAUCCCUCCCCGUACUCUGACAGAGGCCGGCACCAUGGCGGUGUGCUACAGUGCGGCAUGGGAUGCCAAGAUUAUAACCAGUGCUUGGUGGGUUCAUCAUCAUCAGGUGUCUAAAACAGCCCCCACAGGAGAGUAUCUGACCACGGGGAGCUUCAUGAUCAGAGGAAAGAAAAAUUUCCUCCCUCCCUCUUACUUGAUCAUGGGUUUUGGAUUCGUCUUCAAGGUGGAUGAGCAGAGUGUCUUCCGGCACAAAGGGGAACGAAAGGUAAAAACCAUAGAAGAAGACAUGGAGGAGGUCACAUCCAGAGCUGCUGAGCUGCUAGAGGACGGCGAGGAGCUGAUGGGGGACGACAGCAGCAACGAAGAUCAGGGAGAGGAACACACCGCAGACGGAGAACAGAAAGAAUGGAAAAAAGAGACAAAGACGGAGAACGCUGAGAUGGAGGACGAUGAUGCGAGCGGAGACAUGGACGCUGAUCGGGAUGAAACUGAUCGGGACCCAGACGAGAUGCAGUCUGUCCAGAACAACGAGGAGGAAGACGGUGAUGAUGAGACAAAGAGUGAAGAAUUCAGUUUUCCCGAUACAACCAUCUCCCUUUCCCACUUACAGUCUAGCAGGAAUGCUCAGAAUCCUGGUUUCAAAAAGGAAACAACAGCUCAGGCAACUAUUACUGGGCUUACAAAUUCCAGUCAUUACACACUUAUUGAACUAGAUACACUGAGAGAAGAGAAGAAAAAGAAGCAGAAACAGGAGGGUUUUGAUGCUGAGGAGAAUGCUGAGAUUUCAUCUGCUGGACCUGAGAUUUCAUCUGCUGGACCAGCUGAGGAUCAGGGCUCCAAAGGUGGUGGUGGGCCCUCACAGCAACCUCUGAAAAGAGGACAAAAGAACAAACUAAAGAAGAUCAAGGAAAAGUACAAAGACCAGGAUGAAGAGGACAGAGAGCUGAUGAUGCAGCUGCUUGGGUCAGCCGGCUCAACCAAGGAAGAGAAGGAAAAAGCGAAGAAAGGAAAAAAAGGGAAGGGGAAAGAAGAGCCUGUCAGGAAGCCGACCGCUCAGAAACAACAGCAGAAACCUCGGAACGUGGUGAUGAAACCAGAGCAAAUGGGAGGGGUGGAUGAGGGCGAGAGACAGAGAGAGAGGCCACCCGCAGAGGAGCAAGGUCCUGCAGAACAGGAAGACAAGGAAGAUGAGGUUGACCAGGACAACCCUGGGGCAGAGGAAGCAGAGAACCUGCUCACCUCUUUAACUGGCCAGCCUCACUCUGAGGAUGUGCUGCUUUUCGCUGUCCCCGUCUGUGCUCCAUACACGGCCCUGUCCAACUACAAACACAAAGUGAAGCUGACACCGGGCGCUCAGAAGAAAGGAAAAGCUGCUCGAACGGCGGUGCUCAGCUUCAUGAAAUCCAAAGAGGCUUCGUCCAGAGAAAAAGACGUGUUCCGCAGUGUCAAGGAUGCGGAUCUGUCCAGAAACAUGCCUGGGAAAGUUAAGGUGUCUGCUCCAAACCUACUGGCUGCCAAGAAGAAAUGA
This is a messenger RNA of Menidia menidia (Atlantic silverside), 3264 nucleotides long. The record is from the annotation of a GenBank genome assembly. Lineage: Eukaryota; Metazoa; Chordata; Actinopteri; Atheriniformes; Atherinopsidae.